Molecule: messenger RNA, 2325 nt
Organism: Plasmodium adleri (nom. inval.)
Lineage: Eukaryota; Apicomplexa; Aconoidasida; Haemosporida; Plasmodiidae
Product: selenocysteine-specific elongation factor selB homologue, putative
Exons: 1
Coding region: 1-2325 (774 amino acids)
Biological process (GO): selenocysteine incorporation
Molecular function (GO): GTPase activity; GTP binding; translation elongation factor activity
Source: RefSeq, a predicted model, not a curated record
AUGAUUAAUAUUAAUGUAGGUGUUUUAGGUCAUGUGGAUUCUGGAAAAACUAGCCUCUGUAAAUGUUUGAGCGAGAUUUUAAGUACAUGCGCCCUAGAUAAACAUAAAGAAAGCAAAGAAAGAGGAAUAACUAUCGACCUUGGUUUUUCUUCUUUCUAUAUAAAGAAAAAAAUAAAAUAUAAUUAUAAUGUAAAUCAUAAAAAGGAAAUCGAAACAAAUUUACAAAAUUAUCAAGAGAAUGAUAAAAAUGAUCUUUUAUUUUAUAAAAGAGAAGAAAAAUAUGAAUCACAUAAUAUAGAAUAUGAUAAUAUGAUAAAUAUUGAUUCUAAUGAAGAAUAUAAAAAUAGUGAGAAUACCAAUUUGAAUUAUGAUACUAAUAAUAUAUAUUUUUAUGAUGAAGAAAUAAUUCAAAUAUGUUUAGUUGAUUGUCCAGGACAUUAUUCUCUUUUAAAAACUAUUAUUAUGGGAUCGGAAAUUACAGAUAUUAUCUUAUUAGUCAUAGAUAUAAAUAAAGGCAUACAAAAACAAACUAUAGAAUGUCUAGUAUUAUGUAAAAUAAUCAAUAGCGAUAUUAUUAUUGUCUUAAAUAAAAUUGAUCUUAUACCUCUACAUCUAAGAGAAAAAAAAAUUAAUUCAAUGAAGAAAAAAAUACAACAAGCAUUUUAUAAAUUUAAGUCCCUACAAAAGUUGAAGUACCACAUUGUUAGCAUAUCGGCAUAUGUAAAAGGAAAAGAUAAUAAAGGGGAUCAAGAAAAAAAAUUAAGUGAUGAUAAUAUGGAGGGUAAAAAUAAAACAUUAAGUGAUGAUAAUAUGGAGGGUAAAAAUAAAACAUUAAGUGAUGAUAAUAUGGAGGGUAAAAAUAAAACAUUAAGUGAUGAUAAUAUGGAGGGUAAAAAUAAAACAUUAAGUGAUGAUAAUAUGGAGGAUCAAAAACAAACAUUAAGUGAUGAUAAUAUGAAAGAAAAUGUUAACACAUUAAAUAAAGAACACAUUGUUUCAUACAAUAAAUCAUCGUCAGAUAUAUCUUCUACCAAUAAAACCAUAAAUAUUAAAGAAAUAAUAAAUGUUCUUAGUGAUGUUAUAAAAAUACCAGAAAGAGAAAUUUCAACAUAUGAAGAUUUUUAUUUUUUAUAUGAUCAUUCUUUUAAUAUUAAAGGGAAAGGAACAAUCUUUACAGGCACUGUAAUCAAAGGGAAGAUAAAAAUAAAUUGUAAUGUUAACAUAUUAUCAUUAAAUGAAAUCGGAAAGGUUAAAGAAAUACAAAGUUUUAAAAAAAAAGUACAUGAGGGGAAAAAAGGAAGCCGAUUAUCUCUUUUAAUAUUAAACAAUAGUAUAAAAAAUUUAAAAAAAAAUGAAAGAGGUGUUAUAGUAUAUGAAACGUCAAAUAUAUCAUAUUUUUCAAUGUUUAUAUGUAAAGUCAAACAAGUCGAGUUUUAUAAAAAAAACAUAAAUAAUUCAGAACAUCUUAUUUGUAUUAUUGGAUUUUCUUCAACAGAGUGUUAUGGAUAUUUUUUUAAAAAAUUAAAAAAUAAAAAUCAAACAAAUGUAUCUAAAAAGAUAAAUUAUGAAAAAAAUUCACAACAGGAUAAUGUGUUCCCAUCCAUAUCAGGAGGAGCAUUAAAUAGUGAUGAUAAGUUUGAUAAGAAAGGAAAUUAUUUACUUAUAGAUAGGCUUUCUUAUGAUGAUGAUAAUAAUAAGAGUGACCAUUGUGAUGAUGAUGAUAAUAAUAAAAGUGAUCACUGUGAUGAUAUUUAUUUUCUUGUUAUUAUGAAAAAAAGAAUUCAUUGCUUCGAAAAAGAAAAAUGCAUAUUCUUAAAAAAUGACGAACAAAUAAAUUGUAGAAUAUGUUUAUAUGGAGAAAUUAUCGAAAUUAUUGAUAAGAAUUGUUUAUAUAAAAAAGAUGAUUCUUUUGUUUUUAAUAAACAACCAAACAUUUAUAAAUAUGAAGAAUAUAAAGAUUUUAAAAUACUUAAAGAAAAAAAUAAAAAAGGAUAUAUCGAUAAAAUUGUAGAUGAACAUACUAUUAUAUGUAAAAAUUUAUUUCAAUCAUCCAAUCAGGUUAAUCCAUAUAUAGAUAAAAAAAUUUAUAUUAUUAAAUCUACAAAUGAUUCAAAAAAUGUAAAUGCAAAAAAUAUAAAUACAACAAAUGAAUAUACUUCUAAUAUAUUACACACCGGUACUAUCAUAAAACCCUUUGCCAAACAAGGAAAAGUUAUAGUUUCUUUUGAUGAUGAUAUUUCUUAUCUUAAGAAUGAUUUCAAGUCUUAUAUAUUUCUUUUGUUAUAUUAUAAAGAUGUAUUUUCUAAAAAGAACGUAUUUCUAUAA